CGAGUCCAGGGGGGUGUUAUAGAUUCAGUCCACAUCCUCUGGUCCACAUCAUAUUUGUGUUGAUGGCGCUUGUAAAUAUUUUGACGUUUUGAAUAGUUUUGAUGCCGGUUGUCGGUCUAGAAUUAUCGGAAAUGAUUCAAUAACAACACUGGAUUUUCGAAAGAUAAAUUCUGCUAUGUAUUAUAGACUGGUUAUAUAUACAGUAGAAUCAAGUCUAAAAGACUAAAACAUCAAAGCUAUUUUAUACUGUAUGGGAUAUUUUAAUAUAAAGAAGGUAAAAAAUCACGAAUAGCUUAAACAUGUAAUUGGAACGCCGGUGUAUAAACUUUAACGUGGCGGAAACGUACAAAAUUGGAAAAAAUAUGGAUCAGAAUCAAAAUUGCCAUAAAAACAACGAGUUUUUGUUUAAAGUUUUGAUAAUCGGUGAUGUGGCAGUGGGAAAAUCGUCUAUUAUGAAAAGAUUCGCAGAAAAUGUGUUCGAUCGUAAAUAUGGCUCUACAAUUGGCGUGGAUUUCAAAACUAAGAAGUUAAAGCUUGGAGGCAAGGCUGUAAAAUUACAGAUUUGGGAUACAGGUUAGUGUAUAAAAUAACUAGAUAUAUGAAAAUAAUAGAGUGAUUCCCCCCCCCCCCCUGCCAUUGGGGGUGGGGAAGAAAAAAAUAUCUAUUUGCAGGUUGAUGUGUGGGUGUGACAUUCUGAAAUCACCAGUUUAUUUAGCCUGUGUGCAGUCCUGGACUCACACAGGCUACAGUUUAUUGUAAUCAUGUGUGCUGUAUCAGCAUUUCCUUAGCCGAUUUUAAUGCGAAAUUAUGAUGUGUCGGUAAUAUUCUGUUUUGUAGCUGGCCAUGAAAGAUUCCGAAGUAUCACGUCAGCUUUUUACCGAGGAGCUCAUGGCAUUGUUCUGGUUUACGAUGUCACAAGGAUGGAAACUUUUACAAAUAUUCCAAAAUGGUUGCAAGAACUUGAUCUUCAAGACUAUAAUUGUACUGUCAAAAUUUUGUUUGGAAACAAGAGUGAUUUGUCUUCGGAAAGAGAUGUCCCAAGGGAAACAGCAUUUAAAUAUGCAGAUUCCAAUAACAUGUUUUUGUUUGAGACCAGUGCCAAGACUGGAAACAGUGUGAAUGAAGCGUUUGAACAUUUAGUAUCUAGAAUGCUUGUAGCUUUUCAUGAGGCUGAAUCUACUGCUACAAAGCCAAUUUUAUCUGGAGAUCUAUCAACUUGCAUAUUGUCAGAACAGGAAAAAAUUAUUGCAGGAUCUGGGUGUUCAUGUUAGAGAAAUAUUAUGACCAGGGCCAUCAGAAGUGCAUGGGAGAGUCAAUAAUAUCCUCACUCCGAUGAGGAUUCUAUUUCUUUUUAUAUUUCAUUUCUUUCUUGCGCAGGCAAUUACAUUCAAAUUAUCUGUAACAGUUCAUUGUUACAUUGUUAUUGUGUUUAUAUCAAAAGGAACAAAACCAAUGCAUUCAUGUUUGUGAUUGCAUACAGAGUAACAGAGCAAAGGUUGUUUCAAAACUGGGAGGAAUGAAGUUGUAAAAUGUUAAAAAGCAGGGACGUGCUGGCCAAGGAUGAACCAAUGAGAACUUGUUGUGGGCCCCUGCCAUCAUGGGCCCAUAAACAUUGGAAAAGAUAAAAAUAUAGAUUUUAAGUUUGAAAAUCAAGAUUAAGAUAUUACAAUUUAGAUUUUAAAAAUCUAAAUUUACGAAAAUAUUUAUUUACUGAAAAAUUUAACAACAACAACAAUUUCAGGAAAAAAAAUUAAUUAGCGACUGAUAUGUUUAAUGUUCGAUCAGUAAUACCACCCACCCCAAUCUUGAUCCAUGCCUGGGCCCCAUCAGACUGUUCAUUCGUCGUCCUUUUCAAAGACCCCAGCACGUCCCUGUUAUAGAGUGAAUUACAAAAUCUUGAAUUUUUAAAUGCAAGAAAUUCAUAACAACAAUAAACAUCCCUCCCAGGAAGCGCGGAAAUUGAUCUUCCGAGUCUUAAAUGAAAGUACAAAAUUGUUCUGGGGGAGCUUGCUCCCCCCCCCCCCCCC
Paramuricea clavata is the source of this 2027-nucleotide messenger RNA. NCBI's taxonomy places the organism in Eukaryota, Metazoa, Cnidaria, Anthozoa, Malacalcyonacea, Plexauridae. The record is from the annotation of a GenBank genome assembly.